AUGGCGACUGUUGUAACAAAAGCCGUGGAAGAACCCAAAAAAACUGUUAAGCGCGAUACCUUACGGGCUAUAGAACAAAAAGUUCUGCAAUUAUGGGAAAAUGAACAUGCGUUUGAGAUUAAUGCACCCACAAUUGAGGAAGAGCCCGAUGAUUCUAUUUUACAUGAAAAGUAUCCAAAACAUAUGGGAACUUUCCCAUAUCCCUACAUGAAUGGAAGAUUGCAUUUAGGCCAUCUUUUCACCAUUACAAAAGUUGAGUUUGCCACCGGCUAUGAACGAAUGAAAGGAAAGAGAGCUUUAUUUCCUUUAGGUUUUCAUUGUACUGGUAUGCCAAUUAAGGCUUGUGCCGAUAAACUAUCUCGUGAAAUCGAACAGUUUGGACCUGAGUUUAAAAUACCAGAUCAAAAUAAUCUAGAAGAAAGUGUCAAAAAUUUAGAAUUGAAUGAUGAUAAUGCUAUUAAAUCACAAGAUCCUUCUAAUAAAGUGUCUAGCAAAAAGGGCAAAGUUGCUGCAAAGUCGACGGAUCUGAAAUAUCAAUUUCAAAUAAUGCAGAGUAUGGGUGUGCCUUAUAAUGAGAUUGCGAAAUUCUCGGACUCAAAUCAUUGGCUUUAUUAUUUCCCCCCAUUGGCCAUUUGGCAAAUGAGAAAAUUAAAGGAUCUUAACAAGGUGAAAUUUGGUGAACGAUAUACUAUAUAUUCACCAUUUGAUGGUCAACCCUGCAUGGAUCAUGAUCGGCAAAGUGGUGAAGGUGUUGGUCCACAAGAAUAUACUGGAAUUAAACUUCAAGUUAUAGAAUGGAGUAAAGAGGCUCAAAAUGUUUUAGGUUCAAUUGAGGAAUUAAAAGACAAACAUAUAUAUUUCAUCGCUGCUACUUUGAGGCCUGAAACAAUGUAUGGUCAGACAAAUUGUUUUGUUGGAACUGGCCUAACUUAUGGCCUUUAUAAAAUAAAUGAGACAGACGUAUUUUUAUGCACUUAUCGUGCUGCCCGUAAUAUGGCAUUUCAAGGUUUUUCUAGCGAACGUGGCGUAGUUCAUCAAUUAGCUGAAAUUAAAGGUACCGCUUUAAUCGGUACUAAAGUGAAAGCUCCAUUAAGUGUAUAUGAACGCGUCUAUAUCUUGCCAAUGGAGAAUGUUUUAGCUACAAAGGGUACAGGUGUUGUCACCUCUGUACCUUCGGAUUCUCCUGAUGAUUAUACAGCGCUUCAAGAUCUCAAGAAGAAACCUGAUUAUUAUAAAAUUGAUCCUUCGUGGGCAGCUUUCGAUCCUGUUCCUAUUAUAGAUACGCCGGCAUAUGGUAAUUUAGCCGCACCAACAGUGUGUCAGCAAAAGAAGAUUAAUUCCCAAAAAGAUCGAGUACAAUUAGCUGAAGCCAAGGAGAUAGUAUAUAAAGAAGGGUUUUAUAAUGGUAUUAUGUUAGUUGGUGAUUACAAGGGUAAACAAGUUCAAGAAGCGAAACCUCUGGUUAAAAAUUUAUUGGUUUCCACCGGCCAAGGAUUUGUAUAUAAUGAACCAGAAGGUCUUGUAAUGUCUCGAUCUGGUGACGAAUGUGUUGUAGCAUUAUGUGACCAAUGGUAUCUGGAUUAUGGUGAAGAAGAAUGGAGGAAGCAGGCCGAAAACUGUUUAAAAAAAUUAAAUACAUAUGGCACUGAGACAAGGCACCAGUUCGAACAAACCCUUGCUUGGUUAAAUAAAUGGGCUUGCGCUAGGUCUUAUGGUCUUGGAUCAAGAUUACCGUGGGAUCCUCAAUAUUUAGUGGAAAGUUUGUCCGAUUCCACGAUAUAUAUGGCAUAUUAUACAGUUACACAUUUAUUGCAUGGUGGUACUCUUGAUGGAUCGAAGCCGGGACCACUCGGAAUUCAGGCUUCAGAAAUGACAGAUCAAGUUUGGGAAUAUAUAUUUUGUGAUGGACCAUUUCCAACAACGUCCUCAAUCACACAGGAAAAACUUGAUAAAUUGAAACGAGAGUUCAAAUAUUUUUAUCCUUUAGAUCUAAGAGUUUCUGGAAAGGAUUUGAUUCCAAAUCAUUUAACAUUCUUUAUUUAUAAUCAUGUUGCUAUUUUCCCCGAACACAAUUGGCCUCGUGGUGUAAGAUCAAAUGGCCAUUUGCAAAUAAAUGGUGAAAAGAUGAGUAAAAGUAGUGGCAAUUUUAUGAUCGUUGCAGAAGCAGUGGAGAAAUAUGGUGCUGAUGCUACUAGACUUACUCUAGCAGAUGCGGGUGAUUCAAUUGAGGAUGCUAACUUUGAAGAAUCCACCGCUAAUGCGGCAAUUUUAAGGUUAUUUACACUGAAAGAAUGGUGCGAGGAACAAGUUAAAAAUCAAGAUAAUCUUCGCAUGGGUCCGACAGAUAGUUUCCAUGACCGUGCGUUUGAGAAUGAGAUUAAUAAAUUAAUUCAACAAACUGACAAAGCUUAUGAAGACGCCUUUUAUCGUGAUGCACUUAAAUACGGAUUUUAUGAGCUUCAAACUGCGCGUGAUUGGUAUCGUGAAGCCACAGCGAACGAAGGAAUGCACAAAGAUCUGAUCUUGCGAUGGAUAGAAGUACAAGCAUUAUUACUAUCACCAAUUGCUCCACAUUGGUCUGAAUAUGUUUGGAGCGAAAUUCUAUCGAAGAAAGGCUUUAUCAUUAAUGCACCUUUUCCGAAACCUUCACACUCAGUCGACGAAAGUUUACUUGAAGCAGCAGAAUAUGUUCGAAAAAUAAUUAAAUCAAUACGUGAUUUAGAAAUUGCAUCACAAAAGAAAAAGAAGAAAGGUAAAGCAGAAGAUUUUGACCCAAACAAACCUAAAACACUUAAAAUAUUUAUUGCAACAAGUUUUCCGGAAUGGCAAGAUAUUGUUGUUGAAGCGUUAAAACAGAAUUUCAAUGAGGACACGAAAUCGUUUGAUGAUGUUAAAAUUAGAGAAUAUUUAUCAGAAAAAGGAAUUUUGAAGAAUAAAAAGACUAUGCCAUUCGUUCAAGAGUUCAAAAAACGGGUGGAAAAAUUUGGCACGGUAGCGUUUAACAGAGCAUUAUUGUUUAAUGAGCAUGAUGCUCUCGUGACGUCUAAAGAAUAUUUGCAGCGUAGUCUAGGGUAUGUUGAUGUAAAAGUUUUAAGAGAGGAUGAAGCAAAGGAGGAAGAAGAAAAAAGAGCAAUCGAAUUAGCGAUCCCUGGUGAACCUGGGUUUUUAUUUAAGAAUAUUGUAGAAAAUUAA
Messenger RNA from Racocetra persica, 3192 nucleotides. NCBI's taxonomy places the organism in Eukaryota, Fungi, Glomeromycota, Glomeromycetes, Diversisporales, Gigasporaceae. The record is from the annotation of a GenBank genome assembly.